CUCCCACAUCUGUCUCCUCCAUCUCUCACAAUGCUCAAGAGCGGCUUCCAGCGGUCGCUGCUCCGGGCGUCCCUUCGUCGACCUGCGACCGUCCAGCGCGCCUUUCAGCCCAUCAAGAAGAGCUUCGCUCCUGCCUUAGCAGCGCGCUUCGCAAGCACAGAUGCCCAGAGGGACGGCAAGAUCCAUCAGGUCAUCGGUGCCGUCGUCGACGUCAAGUUCGAUACGGAGCAGCUCCCGGCGAUUCUCAAUGCCUUGACGACCGACAAUGGCGGCCAGAAGCUGAUUCUGGAGGUCGCGCAACAUUUGGGCGAGAACGUCGUCAGGUGCAUUGCCAUGGACGGUACCGAGGGUCUCGUCCGAGGUUCAAAGGCCACCGACACUGGUGCUCCCAUCAAGAUCCCCGUCGGCCCUGGAACCCUCGGCCGUAUCAUGAACGUCACUGGCGACCCCAUUGACGAGCGCGGUCCCAUCAAGGCCACCAAGAUGGCUCCCAUCCACGCCGAUCCCCCAGAGUUCAUCGAGCAGUCCACAUCCGCUGAGGUGCUUGUCACUGGUAUCAAGGUCGUCGACCUGUUGGCCCCCUACGCUCGUGGCGGAAAGAUUGGUCUCUUCGGUGGUGCUGGUGUCGGCAAAACUGUGUUCAUUCAGGAGCUGAUUAACAACAUCGCCAAGGCGCACGGUGGUUUCUCCGUGUUCACUGGUGUCGGCGAGCGGACGCGUGAGGGUAACGAUCUUUACCACGAAAUGCAGGAGACCUCCGUCAUUCAGCUUGAUGGUGAAUCCAAGGUCGCCCUGGUCUUCGGUCAGAUGAACGAGCCCCCAGGGGCCCGUGCCCGUGUCGCUCUUACUGGUUUGACUGUCGCUGAGUACUUUCGCGACGAAGAGGGUCAGGAUGUGUUGCUCUUCAUUGACAACAUUUUCCGCUUCACUCAGGCCGGUUCCGAAGUGUCCGCCUUGCUCGGUCGUAUCCCGUCUGCUGUCGGUUACCAGCCCACUCUCGCCGUCGACAUGGGUAUCAUGCAGGAACGUAUCACCACCACCCAGAAGGGAUCCAUUACAUCCGUGCAGGCCGUGUACGUGCCCGCUGACGAUUUGACGGAUCCUGCCCCCGCCACCACCUUCGCCCAUUUGGACGCCACUACUGUGUUGUCCCGUGGUAUCUCUGAGUUGGGUAUCUACCCUGCCGUCGACCCUCUCGACUCCAAGUCUCGUAUGUUGGAUCCUCGUGUCGUCGGUGAGGACCACUACCAGACCGCCACCCGUGUCCAGCAGAUUCUCCAGGAAUACAAGUCGCUGCAGGAUAUCAUUGCCAUUUUGGGUAUGGACGAAUUGUCGGAAGCCGACAAGCUUACUGUGGAGCGUGCUCGUAAGAUUCAGAGAUUCCUGAGCCAGCCUUUCACUGUUGCUCAAGUCUUCACGGGUAUUGAGGGCAAGCUUGUGGACCUCAAGGACACCAUCAGGUCGUUCAAGGCUAUCCUGAGUGGUGAGGGUGAUGACCUACCAGAAGGUGCUUUCUACAUGGUUGGCGACUUGGAGUCGGCGCGGGCCAAGGGUGAGAAGAUUCUCGCAGAACUCGAGAAGUCAUAGACGUUGGGCCGUGUGGGCAAAAGUGAGAGUGGGCGCCAUUUGUGUCUCGUCCGGUAGUUCGCCUCAACCUUGUACAAAAUACACCACCCGUCUUCAGAAAAAGCUGGGAACCCCUGGGGCGGAUAUCAGCAGCUGGCGGGUGCUUGGAGGAGCAAUGGCUUCCCGUGUAAUCUUAUCUCCAUCUUGCGUGCAAAG
Molecule: messenger RNA, 1782 nt
Organism: Trematosphaeria pertusa
Lineage: Eukaryota; Fungi; Ascomycota; Dothideomycetes; Pleosporales; Trematosphaeriaceae
Product: ATP synthase subunit beta, mitochondrial
Exons: 9
Coding region: 31-1587 (518 amino acids)
Biological process (GO): proton motive force-driven mitochondrial ATP synthesis; proton transmembrane transport
Molecular function (GO): ATP hydrolysis activity; proton-transporting ATP synthase activity, rotational mechanism; ATP binding
Source: RefSeq, a predicted model, not a curated record